AUGUCGGGAUGUGAGGUGGACCCUCAGCUACUUCUACUACGUCGGCAGUAUAUGCAACUGUUCGAGCCCGACUUUCUCGCUUGGCCGCCAGCUAAGUUCCUCAAGAACGAAGAUGUACAAAAAUGGUUAUAUAAACACCUAUUCGAUGAAAGCAGAAAUUCAAGGUUGCCGCCUGAGAGCUAUCAAAUGCGGGUUUUGAAGCAACUCGUCACAAAGGUUGAGAAAGUGAUAGCAAGUUCAGAGCAAGAUGAGGUCUCUAAAGAGCUUACGACGUGUCUUGAAUCCUUCGUGGCUAGAGGAAUCUCACCAGAAUUCCAGGCAGCUCAGGAAGAGGCAUAUGUGACAUUCACCUGCCUACCAGAGAAGUAUAACCCAGACGACAACCAUGACUACCAAUCAGAACCUACAAUUACACUACUCGAACGGCGACACUUGGUAUCAGGUUCGCAAAUAACGGGUUUCCGGACCUGGGAAGGAUCUCUUCAUCUAGGCUCGUACUUCCUAACUGAUCCUGGGUCGCGCAUUGUCCGUGGAAAGAAUAUCUUGGAGCUGGGCGCUGGUGCCGGGUUUCUCAGUAUCCUCUUAGCUAAGCAUUUACAUGCAAAUCACGUCACUACCACAGACGGCGAUGAAGGAGUCGUUGAAGAUAUGAAGGAAAAUUUCGCACUGAAUGGCCUUGAUGACCAAGAGAAAGUCCGAACGGGAACAUUGACAUGGGGCCGCAACCCUUGGGAGACGUGGAUCAAAAACGAUUGUGACGCCAACCCAUAUGACAUCGUAAUCGGCGCUGAUAUUACAUAUGACAAGAUAGCAAUAUCGGCGCUAGUAUCGACGUUGCAUCAACUCAUCGAUAGGAGCCCGAAGCUUAGAGUUGUUAUAGCUGGUGUCGUCCGGAAUGCUGAAACCUUUCAAAGAUUUAGAGACGAAUGCGUCCAGCACCACUUCGCCGUGGAAGAGAUCAAGUUCGAACCUAAGCCGAUGCGUCAACAAAAAUCACUCUUCUAUGCGGCAGCCAUGCCCAUUAAAAUAUUAUCCAUUGCUGGGCCUGGUUAA
Daldinia loculata is the source of this 1053-nucleotide messenger RNA. RefSeq names its product putative methyltransferase-domain-containing protein. Lineage: Eukaryota; Fungi; Ascomycota; Sordariomycetes; Xylariales; Hypoxylaceae. The transcript is spliced from 4 exons. Bases 1 to 1053 code for a protein of 350 amino acids. The record is from RefSeq and is a predicted model, not a curated record.